Scophthalmus maximus (turbot) is the source of this 1634-nucleotide messenger RNA. RefSeq names its product peptidyl-prolyl cis-trans isomerase FKBP14. Gene Ontology annotation, molecular function: calcium ion binding; peptidyl-prolyl cis-trans isomerase activity. The coding region runs from base 167 to 799 and encodes 210 amino acids. The transcript is spliced from 4 exons. Lineage: Eukaryota; Metazoa; Chordata; Actinopteri; Pleuronectiformes; Scophthalmidae. The record is from RefSeq and is a predicted model, not a curated record.
AGCUUCCUGCAACAACUUGUAUGAUGAAACGUCACUGCCACGUAGAGGACCAGCUGCACUUUUCGUCCCGUCACCUUUGCUAACAAACUUUUUGGUCCGUCUGCUGUUUUCUCGUGGACGCUGUGUGAGUGUGUUUGAGAGUGUGUGUGUGUGUGUGUGUGGCGGCAUGCUGCUGACCGUGCUGAGCUGGCUCUGCUCCUCCCUGCUGGUGUCGGUCCGCGGGGGGAAGCUGCCCGAAGCCGAGGUGCAGAUAGAGGUGAUGCACCGACCGUUCCUCUGUCACCGGAAAUCAAAGUACGGCGACAUUCUGCUGGUGCAUCACGACGGAUACCUCGAGAACGGGACCGCGUUUCACUCCAGUCGAAACGAGGGUGACAAGCAGCCGGUGUGGUUCACACUGGGCAUCAGAGAGGUGAUCAAAGGCUGGGACAAAGGCCUGCAGGACAUGUGCGCCGGAGAGAAGCGGAAACUGGUCGUGCCUCCAGCCCUGGCCUAUGGGAAGGAAGGGAAAGGUAAGAUCCCACCUGAAAGCACGUUGACCUUUGUCAUUGAGGUCCUCGAGAUCAGAAAUGGACCACGGUCGCAUGAGUCCUUCCAGGAGAUGGACCUCAACGAUGACUGGAAACUCUCCAGACAUGAGGUGAAAGAAUACCUGAGGAAGGAGUUUCAGCGUCAUGGCUACGCGCCCAACGACACUCUGCAUGAGAACAUGGUGGACGAUAUCUUCGCAAAAGAGGACGAGAACAAAGACGGCAUUAUAUCCUCCAGAGAGUUCACUUACAAACACGAUGAACUGUGAAGCUGCUCCCAGUCCCACGACUCUCUCAGUCAUGGUCCCUGGUGGAUGUACUUUGGUGCAGUGUGUAUAGCAAAGAUUUUCUCAGGUUACCUUAAGUGAUUAAUUCGAGCUUUGUGUUUGUAUGGUGUGCGAGUUACUUUGCUUCUUUAAGUGAUUUUUCACCUUAGAAAAUCUUUGCUUUUUGGUCUGUUUACUUCCUUGAUUGGAAAACCACCAAUUCUGCACAUUCUGGGACCACUUUCAGUUUGACUUUUCUAACUUAAAACCCUCCAAAACUUCCUACACUAAAAGAUAAUUGGGUAAUAUUCCACUCCAUCUUGCUUAUAACUUUUAUACAUUUCAUAUUUCCAGCUUUUUCUGUGUCACUGAAUAUCUGAAGGAAAAGAAAAUAGGUGACUCCUUGUCGUGACAUUGCAUCCUAUGGGCAGGUAAUGAAAGAAGAUGUCAUACUAAAUUCAUCUGUUGAAAUAUUCCUGUGAAAGGUACAUUGCAGUGUCAGUGGUGAAAUUAAAAAUCGUUCAUGUGCAGUUUUAUUCCAAUUCUGAAACUCACAUACAUAAAAAUAUCCUCAAAAUGGAUAUUAAAAUCAGCAUUUUUAUAUUUGUGGUGGGGAAAAAUUAUUAUCACUAUAUAUCCAGAGAUCAAUCAGGUAAAGGGACAAAGGGGAAUAACUGUACCUGCUAUUUUCACAGUGUGCUGGAGGCUGUUCUGAAAUUGUGCUCACGUGAAUCUCUAACCAUGUCGAGACUAAACUUAAUGAGCAAUUUACUGCUGUGGUUUGGGUAGAUUUCUGUAGCGGUUUCUACCUUUAAAUAAAUGUGAUCUAAUAAAGUGA